This is a messenger RNA of Erythranthe guttata (spotted monkey flower), 551 nucleotides long. RefSeq lists its product as uncharacterized. Gene Ontology annotation, molecular function: calcium ion binding. The record is from RefSeq and is a predicted model, not a curated record. NCBI's taxonomy places the organism in Eukaryota, Viridiplantae, Streptophyta, Magnoliopsida, Lamiales, Phrymaceae. Gene Ontology annotation, cellular component: myosin II complex.
GUUGAAAAUCUUUCUUUUUUAAAAGGAGAAACAAAAAUGACAGAUUCAUUGAGUGUUGAGCAGAUUGCUGAAUUUCGUGAAGCCUUUUCGUUGAUAGAUAAAGAUUCCGAUGGUGUGAUUACUGUUGAAGAAUUGGCCUUAGCUAUUCAGUCUUUGAACGAACAUCCGACGAGUGAAGAGAUUCAAGAAAUGGUGAACGAAGCCGAUUCUGAUGGAGAUGGUACUGUUGAUUUUGAAGAGUUCUUGAUUGUAAUGUCAUCAAAGAUGAAGGAAAAUGUAGUAGAGGAGAUUAAAGAUGCUUUCAAAGUUUUCGAUAGGGAUCAAGAUGGAUUCAUAUCUGCCAUUGAGUUGAGAAAUGUGAUGAUAAAUAUGGGAGAAAGACUAACAGAAGAAGAAGCUGAACAAAUGAUCAACGAAGUUGAUCUAGAUGGAGAUGGGCUAGUCAGUUACGAUGAUUUCGUGAAGAUGAUGAUGGCUUCAUAUCUUUAAUAUAUAUAAAUACGUAUUUUUUAUUUCAGAAUUUAUUACCUAUAUUGUUGUUUGAAAUUUUG